AUGAGCCGCUGGGUGGCCUAUGCAGUCUUAGGUAACAUUCUCGAUAUCCUGAUCGUUGGCUUUCCAGUAUAUCUGGUAUGGGACCUCCAGAUGAGUAGUUCUAAGAAGAUAACGGUUGUCUCUGGGUUCGUGGUGCGAUUCGUACUACUUCCUAUCUCCAUUCUCCGCCUCCUUGCCCUCUCUCCAGCCCUCCACAAUACCAAUUACCUCUUCGCAUCCGUCGAGGCAGGAACCUGGACCCAAACAGAACAAUGCUACGCAAUCCUCAGCGCCACAACCCCCUGCCUCCGCAUCUUCCUCAGCGCAGCACAGACCGGUCUUCUGAACUUGGAAGCCACGAGUGACGGUGGCGGAGCAUACUACGCCAAUGGCUCGUUCUCGCAACCUUUGUCACGAUCUCGCGAUAAGCGUCUGCGGAGUACUAGGAUACAGGGCCAUGGGUAUGGUGGCCUGAGUGGGAGUGCGGCCAUGAGUGGUGGUGGCGGGAGUAGACAUUCUAUUGAGCUUGCCACGAGGCAGCGUGGUGAGACUUCCGCGCGGGUCGUGGGCAUGGGGUCGAGGCCGGGUAUGCGGGAUGAUCAAGUGAAAAGUGGAGAUGACAGGGGCUCGAUGGCUAGCGAUUCUUCGGAACGAGCUAUUGUGGUGAGGCAAACUAUUGAUGUUAGGGUACAGAAUUUGGACGGGUCGUCUGUGAGGUCUCUUGGGAAGGGUUGGAAAGGCAUGGGUAGAUGA
Recurvomyces mirabilis is the source of this 732-nucleotide messenger RNA. RefSeq lists its product as uncharacterized. NCBI's taxonomy places the organism in Eukaryota, Fungi, Ascomycota, Dothideomycetes, Mycosphaerellales, Teratosphaeriaceae. The record is from RefSeq and is a predicted model, not a curated record. The coding region runs from base 1 to 732 and encodes 243 amino acids. The transcript is spliced from 2 exons.